Messenger RNA from Mugil cephalus (flathead mullet), 1557 nucleotides. Its product is annotated as Fc receptor-like protein 1. Gene Ontology annotation, molecular function: transmembrane signaling receptor activity. The record is from RefSeq and is a predicted model, not a curated record. The transcript has 9 exons. Lineage: Eukaryota; Metazoa; Chordata; Actinopteri; Mugiliformes; Mugilidae. The coding region runs from base 219 to 1268 and encodes 349 amino acids. Gene Ontology annotation, biological process: cell surface receptor signaling pathway.
UUUAUCUAAGAAUUAACACCUCUGGUACAUGUUUGUAGUUACAGUUCUACAAUUUCUAAUCUUUUAUCACUUUCAUCAUCACAUGAUGAAACAGUGAAUUAUCAAGUCUUCACACUCAAAAAGAAAAAAAAACAGAGGCUCAUAUAUGAGGAAGAGGGCGGGCUUUACUUGGUGUCACUGAGAAAAGAUGAAAAAAGGUCAGACGAGUGAGAAGGACAAUGAAGGAAACGUCUCUGCAGCGUCUGCUCUUUCUGAGCUCUCUGCUGUUCAGCUCAACAAACCAAGCUCGUCUGACUGUGAGUCCCAGCAGCUCUCAGUUCUUUAAAGGAGACUUUGUGUCUCUGAGCUGUGAGGAGGACGACAGCUCUGCUGGAUGGACUCUGAGGAGAAACACCACCAAACGACAGAGGACUCAGUGUGGAGCUGGGUGGGGAAAACCAGCUGGUACUUCAUGUAACAUCAGCUACAUCUUCCCAUCAGACAGUGGAGUUUACUGGUGUGAGUCCAGAGAGGGAGCAACCAGUAACAGCAUCAACCUCACUGUCUCUGGACCAGUGAUCCUGCAGAGUCCUGUCCUCCCUGUGAUGGAGGGAGAUGACAUCACUCUGACCUGUAAAACAAAGACCACUCCCUCCAUCCUCUCAGCUAUUUUCUAUAAAGAUGGCUCCUUGAUCAGGACUGAGUCUACAGGUCACAUGACCAUCCACCAUGUUAACAGGUCUGAUGAAGGCCUCUACAAGUGUCACAUCAUCAGUCAUGGAGAGUCUCCAUCCAGCUGGAUCACUGUCACAGAGAAACUCACCACCACCACACCUCCUACAACAACACCUCCUCCUGGUUCCUCUCCUCUCCUCCCUGUGUUCUUGUCUCUUUCUUCUGUUUGUUCUCUGGUUCUCCUGGUGUUUCUGAUUUUCCUGGUGAGACGACGUGUUCGUAGGAAACAUGAAGCUGUUGAAGAAAACGUCACAGAAGACGUCACGUACAGUGACGUAAUGAUAACACGGAACAAGAAACAGCCAAUCAGACGGAGCAGAGACAGUGAUCCAGCUGCAGUCUACUCAGCAGUGAGAACAACACAAGAUGUCAGUUAUGGAGAAAUAUUCAUCAGAGACAAGAAACGCAAGUCAAAGACCAGAGAGAGUGAUCCAGCUACAUUCUACCCAGCAGUGAGAACACAGAACGUCACUUAUGGACAAAUAGCCAUCAGACCAAAAAGGACCAGAGAGGUUCCACCAGAGCCAGAGGUCAUCUACUCUUCGCUGAAGUAGUCCACCCGUCCACCCACUGAUGUCCAGCUGCUGGACAGAGUCCAUUGGCUGGUCCAUUCAGCCCCUAAAAUAGUUUCAUCAGUAUGUUUUAAAUCUCUCUAAAUUAAUACAAAGCUCUGCAAAAUCAGCAAUGUGUAAAUAUAUUAGGUUUUAGUAGUUGCUUUCAUAUAUCUUUGUUAAUAUUAGCUCUGUUAUGUUCUCAGUAACAUAAAUUUAAGUUUAUUCGUGACUGUAGCAGUGGUCUGGUUUCUCUGCAGGAUCAAUAAACUUUGGUCUAAUUUGUUGUUUA